Messenger RNA from Desarmillaria tabescens, 465 nucleotides. RefSeq lists its product as uncharacterized. The record is from RefSeq and is a predicted model, not a curated record. Lineage: Eukaryota; Fungi; Basidiomycota; Agaricomycetes; Agaricales; Physalacriaceae. The transcript has 4 exons. Bases 1 to 465 code for a protein of 154 amino acids.
AUGACACACUUAUUCCUAGCCGACAAAGACGUACCCAUCUACCCAAGAACACAUAUGGAUGCAAUUCAAAGGCAACUCGAUAUCGCCUGUCAAAUUGACAGUGAGCAGAAGGCCUUCUUGUUGGAUAACAUUGACGCAUGCAUCGAUGCUAUAUACACCAAAAGCGUGCAGACCUGGUGGAACGAUUUUUUGCCACGCUACAUUGUGCAGUUCCCAGACAUGGUGCUGGAUGAACAAUCCUCAGGCAGUCGCUUGCACCGUUGGAGCAUUGAGUCCCUGCAGCAGCGACUGUCCCAGUGGACGGAUACCCAUGGAUGCAGUGAGGCAAAGGUUGGGUAUGCUUAUGAUAAGAGGGCCAACGUUACUCUCAGGACCAUCCGUGAGGUCGCCGGUGCUUUCAGCGAUGAACUCUCCGUCAGGCCAGUGUUACGAUUUAUUCAUUUUUCUUUGUUUUACUCAGCGUGA